Messenger RNA from Macrosiphum euphorbiae (potato aphid), 732 nucleotides. Lineage: Eukaryota; Metazoa; Arthropoda; Insecta; Hemiptera; Aphididae. The record is from the annotation of a GenBank genome assembly.
AUGUUACCUGGAAAACUAGCUUUUGUGACCGGAGCCGGAGGAGGUAUCGGUAGAGCGAUUUGUCGUGUGAUGGCUAGAGAAGGUGCUACAGUAGUAGCGGCAGACUUAAACAUAAACAAUGUUCAGACCACUGUUGAUGAGCUCACAGGUGAAGGUCACAAAAGUUAUCAAUUGGAUGUGUCCGAUGCUGAGUCCGUCACAAGUGUAUUAAAACAAGUGUUUACGGAUUAUUCUGCGCCGCCGACUGUAGUGGUCAAUGCUGCGGGAAUCACAAGAGACAAUUUCAUGUUAAAAAUGUCUGUGCAAGAUUUUGAGAGCGUAUUUAAUGUUAAUGUAAAGGGAACUUUUCUUAUCACCCAAACCAUUUGUAAAGAACUGGUAGAGAAGAACUUGCCUGGUUCCAUAGUAAAUAUUGGAAGUAUAGUUUCACAACGUGGUAACAUAGGACAGUGCAAUUACUCGGCUAGUAAGGCUGCCGUUGAAGUCUUCAGUAAAACGGUAGCAUUAGAAAUGGCAAAAUAUAACAUCAGAUGUAACACAGUGUUGCCUGGGUUUACAACCACUCCAAUGACUGACAUGAUACCUGAGAACAUUAGAGAACAUUUUAAGUCUGUCAUUCCCUUGAAGAGGUUUGCCAAUUCUGAAGAAAUAGCGGAAGUAGUAACAUUUUUGGCGUCGGAAAAGAGUUCAUACGUUACUGGUACGUCAAUUGCAGCUAGUGGUGGUUAUUAA